Molecule: messenger RNA, 517 nt
Organism: Aspergillus campestris IBT 28561
Lineage: Eukaryota; Fungi; Ascomycota; Eurotiomycetes; Eurotiales; Aspergillaceae
Product: Tim10/DDP family zinc finger protein
Exons: 2
Coding region: 117-389 (90 amino acids)
Source: RefSeq, a predicted model, not a curated record
CACCAUACUCCCUCAUUGAUAUCUCUUGUUUCUACUUCCCCGGAUUCCACGGAGAGCUAUUACAGUCAAUAAAUUCUCAUCGAGAUUUAAAUCGAAACUUCACAUUCACAGCCGUCAUGGACCCCCAGCAGCAAGUCGACAUCUCCAAGCUCAGCGAUGCGGACAAGAAGGAACUGAACCAGUUUCUGACGAGCGCAGCUCAGAAAUCCCAAAUCCAGCAGACCGUCCACCACCUGUCUGAUGUGUGUUGGAAGAAGUGCGUCAGCGGAAAGAUCUCGUCGGGCCGUCUGGAUUCGUCGGAGGAGACUUGCGCGACGAACUGUGUUGAGCGGUGGAUGGAUACGAACCUCUCUGUCUUGAAACAUCUGGAGCAGCUCCGUGGGAACUGAGUUGGAUUGUUUAUCUUGGGGGUUGUGUGGACUGUAUUGGUUUCAGAAGAUUACCUGGGAUGGCUCUGUAGAGCGCACCGGGCGGGUCAGAUUGUAUGAAUAGCAAUUAUAAAGUUUUCUGUUGGAUG